AUGGGGUGGACCAGAGGUGGUGUUCUUGGCCGUGGAUCCUCCGCCACCGUCUCCACCGCCACCUCCACCACCGGAGAGGUGUUUGCCGUCAAGUCUGCCGCCCUGUCUCAGUCGGAGACUCUGCAAAGAGAGCAACAGUUUCUGUCCAUUUUGAGGAGUCCUUAUGUGGUAAGUUAUAAAGGGUGUGAAAUUACUAAAGAGGACAACAGGUUAAUGUACAACCUCCUGAUGAAGUACAUGCCCGAAGGUACGAUUGUCGACGCAAUCGGGAGGCGGAAACGUGGGAGGUUAAGUGAGUCAGAGAUAUCGAACUAUAUGGGUCAGAUUCUUCGGGGUUUGGAGUACAUUCAUUCGAAUGGGAUAGUGCAUUGCGAUAUCAAAGGGGCGAAUUUGUUGGUCGGCAAAGGCGGUGGUGUCAAGAUUGCGGAUUUGGGGUGUGCGAAGUGGGUUGGCGAGGACGUGGCGGUUCGUGGCACGCCGAUGUUUAUGGCGCCGGAAGUGGCUCGAGGGGAAGAACAGGGGUUUGCGGCGGAUAUAUGGGCGGUUGGAUGCGUGGUGAUUGAGAUGGCCACCGGUGGUUCACCGUGGACGAACGUCGACGACCCUGUUUCCGUUCUUUACAAGAUUGCUUUUUCCGGUGAAUCGCCGGAAAUCCCGAGUGGGUUUUCACGUCAAGCAAAUGAUUUCAUCCGAAAGUGCUUGAUCCAAGAUCCGAAAGAGAGAUGGGGAGCAACAGAGCUUCUAAAACACCCAUUUCUUCGACGAUUCAAUCGUAAAACACAGCAAAUCGUUGAUCAAGAUUUUAGCAAAGGGUCACCAACAAGUGUACUUGAUCAAGACGUUUGGAGUUCAAUGGAAGUAUCAGCGUCAGUGGGUAUCGAUUCGUACCAACCACCAUGCUCAUCAAACUCUUUGCGGCAAAGAAUCAAACAGUUGGCGGGCAACCCACAUAAAGAACAACCUAAUUGCGAGGAGGAGAUCAAUUGGAUGAUGAUCAGAAGCAAUCAAAACAGUUGGGAGUUGGAGGGUUGA
This is a messenger RNA of Cynara cardunculus var. scolymus (artichoke), 1032 nucleotides long. Its product is annotated as mitogen-activated protein kinase kinase kinase 18-like. Gene Ontology annotation, biological process: protein phosphorylation. The transcript has a single exon. Bases 1 to 1032 code for a protein of 343 amino acids. The record is from RefSeq and is a predicted model, not a curated record. Gene Ontology annotation, molecular function: protein kinase activity; ATP binding. NCBI's taxonomy places the organism in Eukaryota, Viridiplantae, Streptophyta, Magnoliopsida, Asterales, Asteraceae.